GGGAUGCUGAAAGAGGUGGAUGAUGGAGCGGAGGCCGAAGCUAUCGGUGACCUGAUGAACAUCCUCCUGGAUGAGACAAAGGAAACUAAUGGCCCAUCUCUGGCAGGAGAAAGUGGGGAGAUCACGAUGAGUGCUGACAUUGAAGCUGAGGCUGAAGCCUUUAAUGGUUUCCUCACCGUCCUCCUGGAGGAGAUAAGGGACAAGAUCAACCUGCCUCUGGGGAUGCUGCAAGAGGUGGAUGAUGGGGCGGAGGCUGAAGCCAUCAAGCAGCUCCUGAACGUCUUCCUGGAUCAGGCAGGCGAAAUGAUUGACCUGCCUCUGGGGAUGCUAAAAGAGGUGGAUGAUGGGGCGGAGGCUGAAGCCAUCGACCAGCUCCAGAACGUCUUCCUGGAUCAGGCAGGAAAAACUUCUGGCCAGUCUCUGGGGAUGCUGAAGGAGUUGGAUGAUGGGGCGGAGGCUGAAGCCAUCAACCCGCUCCAGAACGUCCUCCUGGAUGAGACACAAGAAAAGAUCCACCUGCCUCUGGAGGGCUCUGAUUUUGCUGUUAGAAAGCUGAGAAUAUUAACUUACUUUAAAACAGAGAUGCUAAAGGAGGUGGAUGAUGGGGUGGAGACUGAAGCCAUCAACCAGCUCCAGAACGUCUUCCUGGAUCAGGCAGAGGAAACUUCUGGCCAGUCUCUGGCAGGAGAAAGUGGGGAGAUUGUGACGAGUGCCAACGCUGAAGCUGAGGCUGAAGCCUUUAAUGGUUUCCUCACCGUCCUCCUGGAGGAGAUAAGGGACAAGAACAACCUGCCUCUGGAAGAAGUUGAGGCUGAAGCUCAAGAAAGAAAUCCAGAAGAGGCUGAAACAGAGAAUAGCACAUCUCUGGAUCAAGUAAACGGCAAUAAUACAGACGGGCCUGUUGAAAACACUGGGAAUGGAAACGAGAAAAAGAAAAGGACCAGGAGAGGGACACGAGGCAAAGGAAGAAAGAUAAAUUACAAAAAGUUCCAGGACAACAAAGCAGCUGAGGCCAUAGAAAGACCACCAGAAGAUGCAGAAACAAUGAACAGCACACCUCUGGCUGAACAGAAUGGAGGGAGGAAAGAGCUGAUGGACGCCAAAGCAUCAAGAGACCAACAUAAAAGACAGACACAAAGAAAGCCACAGACACAGUCACAUGUCUGGACACACCAUGACAGAGCCUGCGAGUCAGGGUGGAGAGGACCUGCUCACUGGGACCGGAGAGACAGGAGAAUCCCGAGAAGAUCAACUCAAGACACACCAUCACAUGCUGGAGCCUGAUCUGUUGAACAGCUCACACACACACACACACACACACACUCUAAACCCAAUGCACACACUAACACACAUAUACACACACAAAACCAAUGCACACAAACACGCAUACACAGAAAACCCAAUGAACAAACAAACACACACAAACACACACACACAAAACACCCCCGCCAAGCCCCCAUCCUAACCUUAAGCCUAACCCUACCACCA
This is a messenger RNA of Pangasianodon hypophthalmus (striped catfish), 1488 nucleotides long. RefSeq lists its product as uncharacterized. NCBI's taxonomy places the organism in Eukaryota, Metazoa, Chordata, Actinopteri, Siluriformes, Pangasiidae. Bases 4 to 1284 code for a protein of 426 amino acids. The record is from RefSeq and is a predicted model, not a curated record. The transcript is spliced from 11 exons.